ACGGUCUUUUACGCACGGCGUGCAGACUCCUCCCAGACAUGCCUGGAAGAAAAACGUCAUGUCACAGUUGCUGCUGGCCACUGUCAGAGACUCCAUCCACGCCGCCGUACGCUCCGCGACCCCGAUUCAAGCGUUCGCAUCAGAGAGGUUUUUUUACGCGCACGCGAUGAGGGUCUUUAUUUCGACAGUGGCCGUGUUGUGCGUCAUGGCAAUACCCUGCACGGAGGCUAUCCACGGAUUGUACAAUUUCGGACAGCAUGACUUACUGUACAAAAAGAACAACUGCAAACCGAUCCCCGCCAAUCUGCUCCUGUGCAACGAUAUCGAGUACACGGAGAUGCACCUCCCGAACCUGCUCGGGCACGAAACCAUGAACGAAGUCCUGCAGCAAGCCUCGUCGUGGAUCCCGCUGGUGCAGAAGCAGUGCCACCCCGACACAAGGAAAUUCCUCUGCUCCCUGUUCGCGCCCGUCUGCCUGGACGAUUUGGACGAGCCGAUACAGCCGUGCCGGUCUCUGUGCGAGAGCGUCCGGAACGGCUGCGCGCCCGUCAUGUCCGCGUUCGGCUUCCCUUGGCCGAAGAUGUUGGAGUGCGACCGUUUCCCACUCGACAACGACCUGUGCAUCCCGCCUGCAGGCAUCGAGAACUUUGUGGCAGUAACAAAAGAGGUUCCCAGGGUGUGUGAUGCCUGCAAGGAAACGGAUGAAAAUGACAAUGAAAUUGUGGACAACCUGUGUAAGAAUGACUUUGCCCUGAAGAUCAAAGUGAAAGAGAUCUCCUACAUCAACGGGGACACCAAGAUAGUCCCCGAGAACAAGAGCAAGACCAUCUACAAGCUGAACGGCGUGACGGAGCGCGACCUGAGGAAGACGGCGCUGUGGCUGAAGGACGGCCUGCAGUGCAUCUGCGAGGAGAUGAACGACAUCCACGCCGCCUACCUGGUCAUGGGCCAGAAGAUGGACGGCCACCUGGUCAUCACCUCGCUGAAGCGCUGGCAGAAGGGACAGCGAGAGUUCAAGAGGAUUUCCCGCAGCAUCCGCAAGCUGCAGUGCUAGGAGGUUAGGGUUGGGGGGGGUAGGAGGUGUGGAGGGUUUUUGGGGGGGUCCUGCAUGUGCAACUGUUGAAGAAAGAGCUCCUUCCAAUGGUUCUUCCUUAAAGGAUGUUUAUUUGGUCCAUUUCCCGAAUUAACAGGCACACAAAGCAUAUAUGCUGGUUACAAAUAACUCUACAAGUAUAAAAGUCCCGUAAAUUGCAGUAAUAUGAGACUGCAACCAUUGACUCCCAUUCAUUUUGCACUUGAGUGAGUCGUGAGCGCCUCCCAGUGGCCAGUAUUAAAAUGGCGUGUCUUCUUCUGGGGAGCUGUCGUUGCUGCUCCCCUCAUUAUUUGCACUGUACAUGCUUUGCAACUGUCAUCCAAGGUUGUUAAAAAUAGAACUACGUUGUUGGAGUGAAAACUAGAGUUUUUUUUUAUUUUUUUGAAAUUCAGGAUUCAAACACAAAACAAUUGAUUGAAAAAAAAUUUGGUCAAAUCCUUCCCCAGGGGUGAUUUAAGAUGUUUUCUUUUUCCCCUUUGGUAUUACAUGGGAUUUAUUUCUGCUUCUGCAUCAUCACCCAAAAAAAUCACCAUCAAACUUUUUAUGUUUUUCACGGGUAGUUCCUCAAACAAGGUGAAAUCCUCAACAAUCAAAACUCCGAAAAGAAACGAGUUGUAUCACGAAGGUCAAAGGCCUUGAAUGACUCAGCAACUACGAGUUUAAAGUCUUCCUAAAUAAAACCAUUUUUUUCACAUCGUUGCACCUAAAUAAUGACUGAUUCAUAUUUUGCGGCGCUUGUUAAAUGAAGCUGUGAUCCCAGUGUGAGUAGUGCAACGUUCAAAGACAAAUAUAACGUUAUUGUUUUUGUAUUCCCACCGUUUUCUCAAGUAAAAAAUAAGAGAUAGCUGGCUAUAUUCUCUUCCUGUUAAACAUUUUAAUACUCUUGGUUAUCUUUUUGUACUUGAGUAACUCCAUACCUUUUUUAUCACAAUAUGAAAGAACCGAUAUUUUUUCUAAUCCAGGUUUUCAUAUAUUGAUGUUUGCAUCUUUGCCCCGUUAUAUUUGAUGAGUGAGACAAGUUUUUUUUUUUCAGUAUUAUUGGAGGAUGAAUAUUUGAGUUUUGAUUGGCAGAGUUGAUUUGACGAGCAGUAACUUGUUAGGCACAUAUUAAAAAAAAAGGGGCCCUGCAUGCGUGUGUGUGCAAUGUAAAAAGUGUUUUUGAAGGUAUUAAUGUGUAAAUAUUAAAUACUGACUUUUAUUCUGUGUAUAGUUACCAGCAACAUAACGUUUUGAAAAGACUCAUUUAAUCCUUGUGUGGAAGGAAAUCAAUGUACUCACAAAUAAAUAAAGAAUUUAAAGAAAAUUAAACAUGGCCACAUUUUUAAUAAUGAAAGAAAAACCUAAAAUGUAUAUUAUCGCCGAAUCACCGCCAUCUAGGGGAAGUAAUAUCUGAUCAUCGUAAUCGGUUAUCAAAUAGUGUGUUUUGCAACAUUCUAUUUAUGGGGUUUUUUUGUAAAUAAAAAACACCAUUGACCAUUCAGAUUUAUGUAAAGCUUGGCUUGUAAUCCUUGUAUACAUUAAAUUACUUAUUGAAUCUAGCUUUUCUUGCUUGCUUGUAUACAAAAAUGUUUGUAAUUUGAUCAUGCGUUUUUGAGAAACACAUGACUCUCAUUGUAUGUGGCUUAUGCUCAAUUGUUUUGGGAUACUUGGAUUACUUCUUGUAUUGUUCCCUUACUGUGGACCUGAAGGAGGCCUGAGGCUUUUAAAUACUGUACGUAUGUCCUCAAAGUGGAAAACGAUCAGAAACAUUUAUUGUAUUUACCCAUAAACUUACAUUUGAGAAUCUGGAAA
Gasterosteus aculeatus aculeatus (three-spined stickleback) is the source of this 2884-nucleotide messenger RNA. It is a transcript of the gene sfrp2, whose product is annotated as secreted frizzled-related protein 2. NCBI's taxonomy places the organism in Eukaryota, Metazoa, Chordata, Actinopteri, Perciformes, Gasterosteidae. The record is from RefSeq and is a predicted model, not a curated record. Gene Ontology annotation, molecular function: Wnt-protein binding. Gene Ontology annotation, biological process: canonical Wnt signaling pathway; non-canonical Wnt signaling pathway.